AUGGCUAGUGAGGAUAGUUUUCUAGUGCUGGUACACCACAGAGGAUCGAUUAAGAGAAAAACUCGGUCCGACGUGAAGUUCACUGAUAAGGAUCCUCUAUGUAUUAUCGUGAGGUCAACCACCAGCUACGAUGCUCUCGUUAGCUCUGUGCUGGAGAAGCUUGGUCUGGAAGGAGUUAAAAGGGUUAAGAAGUUUUUCUAUCGCAUCCCAACGACGGUGCUCCAUGAUACCGUGAAGUAUGAUUAUUUCACGAUCGAGAGUGAUGAGGACUUACAGGUCAUGUUUCUUUGUCGUAGGCAGUUUCCCGAGGUAAGGACACCAGAGCUGUUAGCAAAGUUGGUUGAUGUGGUAUCUAGCUCGGGUGGUUCGAACCGGAAUGUCAAUACUAUAGCCACGGUUGCCGGCUCGAGCUCAAGACCUGCGGUUGCUUCAUCCUCCGUUCCUGUGUAUGAGCCACCGAUACAGCCUGUUGCCUCCCCAUCGUUUGCUGUUGAUAUCAGCGGCAAUGUCGGAGACGUGGUUCGAUAUGAGGAACAUCUUCGGACCGAAGUGCAGUGUCCUACACCGGCCGGUGUUGGGGAGGGAUUAUUUGAUGAUCAAGAUGACGAUGAUGUCGAGCCUGAUAUGAUCGCUGAUGACAGCGGCGAUGAUCUUGGAGCGACUGAUCCGAGAAGGGCUACAGGUGGAUCUAGUUCUGGCACACAGCAGUACCGACCCCAUUUUUCAUCAUUGGACCUGGAUGCCAUGAGGCAUGACGAAAAUCCUGGGCAGACGGCUGGAUUUGGCGCUAGAGAUACGGAAGGGUCUGUCGGUAUGACAGAGUUCGAGGUUGGGCAACAAUUUCAGGAUAAGGAUGAGGCGCUGUUGAGUGUGAAGACUUACAGCAUCCGCCGAGGGGUCCAGUACAAGGUCGUUGAGUCUGACUACCGCAGGUAUGUUGGAAAGUGUUCUGAGUUUGGGAAUGGGUGCACAUGGUUGAUUCGGUUGAGUCUCCGUCAGCGCAAGGGCAUUUGGGAAGUGAAGCGGUACAACAGACCGCAUACCUGUCUCGCCACCUCCAUCUCCAGCGACCAUAGGAGUCUGGACUACCAUGUGAUAGCGACAUUCAUUAUGCCAAUGGUUAGGGCUGAUGCAUCCAUCAACAUCAAGGUGCUUCUAAAUGCCACGGCCACACACUUUGGGUUCAGGCCUACGUACAGGAGGGUAUGGAAGGCGAAGCAGAAGGCCGUUGCAGUCAUCUAUGGGACUGGGAUGAGUCGUACAACGAGUUCCCUCGGUGGGUGUUAG
Molecule: messenger RNA, 1287 nt
Organism: Arachis ipaensis
Lineage: Eukaryota; Viridiplantae; Streptophyta; Magnoliopsida; Fabales; Fabaceae
Source: RefSeq, a predicted model, not a curated record